CAACGGACACUCAUCACACGGUAGGGCGAGCAUGGCCACUGCCACGGCUGUCUCCCCGUCGCUGUCCCUCCGCCCGUGCCUCCCGCAGCGCCAGCACCACCUCAACCGCGCGCUCCCGCGCUUACCUCUCCAGCAGCGGCCGCGCAGCCUGACCGCCGGCGACCGGUGGGCGUGCGGCGCCAGGAGGCGGGUACGGUACGAGGAAGAGGACGAAGACGACGAGGAGGAGUACGGGCACAACGAGGAGAUGGCGCGGCUGGAGGCGUACAGCGAGGGCGCGCGCGGCCAGGCCCUCCUGGUGAAUGCCGCCGUCGACGGCGAGCUGGAGGUCGUGCUCGUCUUCAAGGGCUUCUCGUCGAGCUUGAGCGGGAGGACGGCGCCGGACCCAGCCAUGAGCGUGCUCCCGGAGAGGGCGGUAAUACAGUCGGUGGAUGUGGUGGAGGGGCCAUUUGACCCCAGCAACAUCGAGUAUAUCGAGAAGGAUGUGCCAUGGGAAGAGUUCAAGAGCCGCCUUCAAUAGCAAAAUACAAGAACUGUAGACAUGUCUGUGGGGAAUAGCAAAAUACAAGUUCGAUUCACUUUGGGAUCAAUGAAUGAAACGGCCAAUGUACUCUCAAAUGGCCUAGAGAAAGAUUUGGCCAUGGUAAGACUUAAAACAGAACUUGUAGAAUGUAGACUCAAUCUUUUCUGUCGUUAGAAUAGCAAAAUAGGUAAAGGUUUGUUUGGGUAUCAAAGUGUGAAACCAACCGUAUAAACUAUCAAAUGACCAACACUGGAUCGUGCCAAAGGAUCAAGUGAACAAAGAAUACAUCUGUAUUAAUAUUAAUAUAGAUAUGAAUCAUA
Molecule: messenger RNA, 843 nt
Organism: Lolium rigidum
Lineage: Eukaryota; Viridiplantae; Streptophyta; Magnoliopsida; Poales; Poaceae
Exons: 2
Coding region: 32-520 (162 amino acids)
Cellular component (GO): chloroplast
Source: RefSeq, a predicted model, not a curated record